AUGAAACUAGAGGUGGCAAUUGUCCCGUUUACUUUUGCUGCACACGCGCCAAGAUUACAAAUCCAGCCAGAAGGUGCCACAAUAGAAAAACCGGUAGAUUCCGGAUUGGCUCUUAUUUGCACCCCCAACGUGGAAAACCCUAACUUAAUAACGCAGUUAGAAUGGCGAGAUCCACGAAAUAGAAGAAUAGACACGACAGACUCCAGAGCUCCGCUCUAUAUUCAGCGAGCUUUUGGAGAAAUGACAAUCGUAUUGAUAUUUUCAAAGUUAACUGAAAAUUUCGCCGGAAAGUAUACAUGCGCAGCUAACUACGCCACGUCCGAGCAGUUGGUGGCGAGCACCACCGUGAAAACAAUUAUCGGAAUAACGUGGGUGAAUGCCCCUGAAUCUCAAUAUUCAACCAUCGGACGCGACUAUAAGAUAAAAUGCGAAAUAAAAGCGAAUCCCGAACCAAUCGUAAAUUGGUUGAAAGAUGGAGAGGAAAUUAAUGUAACGAACAGUAACAGAUACAUCACGGAUCAACAAGGGUUGCUGAUCAAGAAAGUUAGGGAAUCUGACGAUGGCGUAUACACGUGCAGGGCACUUGUGUUCAAAACUGGUCAAAUUGAAACCAGAAACAUUCGGGUAGAAGUUCAAAUUCCCCCACAAAUAAAACCAAUGGAACCAGUCGAGGUUGUCGAAGGUGAAGAGGCAUCAAUCAUUUGUAACGGUACCGGAAAACCGCCGCCGGCGUUCAAAUGGAUUAAGGAAAAAACGAGGGAAGAUCUGUCCAUCGUGGAUCGCUUCACUGUCAAGAAGACUACCGGUGCUCUGGUCAUUCACAGAGUUGAGUUUAACGACGAUUCACUGUACAAAUGUGUGGCCGAAAAUACUGCCGGAAUUAACGAAACGUCAGUCAAAAUUAACGUACUGGUGAAACCGAAGGUAUACGAAUUUUUGAAUGUGACUGAACCCGUAGGCAGCACUACUAAGAUUAUCUGUAAAGCUCAAGGCAGACCAGCGCCUAGCAUCUCAUUCAAAAAAUUGACAAAAACCGAUCCGUUCACGGACGGUGUACAGUCUUACGAUCCUCGAAUUAAGCAAGAAUUUAUUCGCAACGAGGAAAAGGGCGAAACUGUUGGUAUUUUACACUUCAACAAGCUGCGCCGAUCUGACGACGGACUCUAUGUCUGCAUCGCCGAAAACAAAGUCGAAAAUGCGUAUAAAAACGGUCAUAUCACAGUCCAGUUUCCUCCAACAUUUGAAGUAACUGAGAACUAUCCACCUGUUUGGAGUUGGGAGAAUCACCCCGGCAACCUCACCUGCAUUGCCGAGUCGAUACCCAACGCGACAAUUCAGUGGAAAUUUAAUGGAUUGCAUAUCGAGGAAAACAACACACCUAACAUUCAAAAAUUCGGAAACGGACCAAUAUCUUAUCUAAUCGUUACACCUUACAACGAUCACAGGUUUUAUUCAAUGUACGAGUGCAUAGCCACGAACACACUCGGUGUAGCCUCGAGACUGAUUGAACUGCGAAAGGCAACAGUCCCCGAACACAUUCUGCAAGUACGACCGGAGUCGGUUACGGCGACGACAAUUAAAUUUCACAUUGUCGGGCCUUCCAAUUUUCGCGGUUUACCGAUUCGCUCCAUCACUGUUCAGUACCAGACAGAAAGAGAGCGCACGUGGGCUACAGCUAAAGAGCACAUUUGGAGCUACAAUGCCAGUUACAUAUUGGAAAAUUUGGUACCUGAGCAGGUGUAUAAUUUUCGCUUUGCCGCGCGGAAUGAUGUUGGCAUUGGCGGUUGGUCGGGAGAUCAACAAAUCCAAAUGCCUAGGCGAUCCGUGCCUGCGGAACCCAAGCUUAUUAUUGAUGGACAACUUCCGGACGUCGGAUCCAAUUAUGUAGCCGCCGAUUUGGUUACCGAAAGUCACUAUGCCGACCACUACAAGAUGCAGUGGACGGUUCCUAAUGAUAACGGCGAUCCCAUUGACAGUUAUAUAAUUAGGUAUUGUGUGACUCAACGAGUGAAUGGUCUUUGGAGGGACUCCGAGAGCGAAUGCAGCGGGGAAAUCAUACAAAGCUAUCAACAUACGACGUACGAAAUGAGCGAUCUUCGACCUGAUACAACUUACAAGGUCGAACUACGAGCUCAUAACGCUAUUGGUUUAAGUUCACCUGCAGAAAUUAGAGUAAGAACGGCAAGAGAAGUGAGCCGUCCAUUAUUUUCAGUUUAAUUUUAGUUUUUUAUUGUGUUUUAUUUAAUUAGUUGUUUCGUCGACAUUAAUUUUAGUUUUUCAUUUUGUCGUAAGUACAUUUUUUGUCGAACUGAUGUAUGAAUGCGUGUGAGCGUUUGGUGCGUUUAGGGUAAUUUAAUGUUUCCCUACCUUGCCUAGGUGGUUUUUACGGAUCAACUACAAGUGCUGAUGUUUCUUUCGCGUUACAAGCGAUGGUGACUGUAGUAAUGGUGUUUUCCGCAUUCAGUUAAAAUUUAAAAAAUGUAUAAGAACUUUUAGAAGAAUUUUAAAUUGGUCAAUAAUUUCGAUCUUGAAUGUGUUCAUCACAUUUGAUAUACGUAUGUAAAUAUGUAGUCAUCGAUGUUAGCGAUUCCGUUAUAUUAUUCAGAUGCGAGAGACUACAUGGAAUGUUGCAGGCAUUUUUGAUCAUGAUUGUCUCAAAUUUUAGCAUGAUCUUCAUUUUGUUGUUAUACUACCUACAUUCCAUUUUUGAUUUGGUUGAUUUAAAAUGCAUGUAUCGGCAAGUGUAUUAGAGAGCUUCGAAAAGAAAUCCGUUUUUAUUGAGUUUUUAUUUUCAAAUUUAGUUUUUGUAACUAACAAUUAUUCUACUAUUUUGUAUGAUCACAUCAUCUUCCAUUUGCACAGAGUGAAUGAUUGAAUGAUAUUAGUCGCCGAUGAAUUGUAUGAUAUAAAUUAAUGUAAUGGGGUAAUCUUUUAAAGGAUUCGUGAAAUAUAGCUAACUUGAAUUGUCAAUCAAUUUGUCUAUAUCAUUCCAUAGCAUAGAUUUAAUGACAAAAACAAUUCAUAGAUGUAUAUAGACUUUAUGUACCUAUAGGUAAUUAAAAAUUGUUAAGAAAGAAUAAAUUUGUUACCAUUUUUAAAGUUUAAUACUAAAUAAAGGGUGGGAAGUUGCGUGUGGUUGGGAGAGUAUGUAUGAUUAGGUACAGUUUUUGCUUAUGGCUUAUUGAAAUUGCGCAUGUUACAUGUCUUUCGUGUGCAUUAUGUCUAAGGAUAAAUGAGAGGCUUAUUUCUGUUUGCAAUCUGUAUACUUUGUCAAAAUGGCCGCAUCUUGUUGUUAUUCUACAAUACAAAAAAUUUACGAAUGAUUUAUUCACUCCAACAUUUGCAAAUUUCAUUUUUAGUUGCAGUGUAAAUAGUAUUGUUACAAUAAUCAUACAAACCUGCAAGCUGCUCUAUUUAGCAAAUGAAUUUUGGAAAAAUUAAAUUGAUACAAUUU
Messenger RNA from Photinus pyralis (common eastern firefly), 3454 nucleotides. RefSeq names its product fasciclin-2-like. Bases 1 to 2217 code for a protein of 738 amino acids. NCBI's taxonomy places the organism in Eukaryota, Metazoa, Arthropoda, Insecta, Coleoptera, Lampyridae. The transcript has 8 exons. Gene Ontology annotation, cellular component: membrane; neuron projection. The record is from RefSeq and is a predicted model, not a curated record. Gene Ontology annotation, biological process: cell adhesion. Gene Ontology annotation, molecular function: protein binding.